Molecule: messenger RNA, 9682 nt
Organism: Ceutorhynchus assimilis (cabbage seed weevil)
Lineage: Eukaryota; Metazoa; Arthropoda; Insecta; Coleoptera; Curculionidae
Source: the annotation of a GenBank genome assembly
GCCGUAAUUCCCUUUGCAAACAAAUGGAAAACUAACGAAAAGUGUAACGAUGUGCCUGAAAUCUUAUCCGGCCAUCCUUGUGACGUUAAUCUACAUAAUAAAGCAACUGCCGAAAAGUAUUGUUCCAAAAUCAAGGGAGAAUUGUUCAAGGAUUGUCAUUGGCAUGUUGAUCCAGAUCAGUUCUAUCAAGAUUGUUUGUACGACAUGUGCGCUUGUGAGUUCCAAGUUUCGAAGUGUCUAUGUCCGACAAUGUCUUCUUAUGCUGCUGAAUGUGCUAGAAAUGGCAUAAAAAUCGAUUGGAGAAACGAAGUAAGAGAAUGCGGUAUCCAUUGUCCGGGAGGUCAAAAGUACCAAGUUUGCGGCAAUUCUUGCUCUAGAACUUGCAGCGACAUUUCCCUCCGUCCGGAUUGCAAACCGCAGUGCGUCGAAGGGUGUAAUUGUCCAGAGGGUCAAGCAUUAGAUGACGAUGGUGAAUGUGUUCCGAUUGGCCAAUGCAAAUGCUACCAAGACGGGCUGGAAUUCCAAGCAGGCUACAAAGAAGUACGGCCUGCUAGUCACGGUUUGGAGCUAUGCACUUGCUCGAAUGCGAUUUGGAAGUGCAGAUUGGCACUGCCUCAGGAAAUAUUAGAUUUUCCUAGAGCAAACGAUUUAAAAGCCAAGUGCGAUAGCUCUCGCUUUUUCGAAUUUACAACUUGCGAAGACGUGGAGCCUGUUACAUGCAAAAACAUGCACACAAACGAGCAUUUUUCACCUACCGUAUGCCAUUCUGGUUGUAAAUGUAAAGACGGCUACGUUUUAGACAGUAAAAAUAAAAAAUGCGUAAAACCUAAUGAAUGUCCUUGUCAUCAUGGAGGUAGAAGCUAUAAAGAAAAAUCUAUAGUUCAAAGUGACUGUAACACUUGCACAUGUAAAAAUGGCAAGUGGCAAUGCACCGACAGACAAUGUACAGCUGAAUGUUCCACUUGGGGCGAUUCUCACUAUAAAACUUUUGAUGGUAAACAUUUCGACUAUCAAGGACAAUGCGACUUUGUUUUAGCCAAAGGAAGUCUCGGUGCCGAUUCAUUCGACAUCACCAUUCAAAACGUACCGUGCGGCUCUUUGGGCACUAGCUGCUCUAGAAGUCUAACAAUCAGAAUUUCAUCCGGAGACGAUUUGGAAACUUUCACUUUAACCAAAGACAAACUUGUUCCGAGAUUUGCAACCAAAAAACACAUGACCAUAAGAGAAAGAGGAAUUUUCGUCAUAGUUGAAGCGCCAGAUUUAGGUUUGCUGGUGCAUUGGGACAAAGGCACCAGGGUCUAUGUAAAAGUAGACCCGCGCUGGAAGGAAAAAAUCAAAGGCCUUUGCGGAAAUUACAACGAAAAUGAAGCUGAUGACUUCCAAACACCUUCGGGAGGCCUAGCGGAAGCCUCUCCGAAAAUAUUCGGCGACUCUUGGAGAUUGCAAAGCUAUUGUCCGGAAGCUUUAGAGCUAGAAGACACUUGCGCCGACAGACCUGACAGAAAAGUAUGGGCAAUGAAAAAAUGUGGAAUAUUAAAAAGUCCAUUAUUCGCCCCUUGUCAUUCGGAAGUCCCACUGGAUAGUUAUUACGACAGGUGUGUUUUUGAUACGUGUGCCUGCGAUCAAGGCGGCGAUUGUGAAUGUUUAUGUACUGCCUUGGCAGCAUACGCUCAGGAGUGUAACAAUAGAGGCGCCCCAGUACGUUGGAGAAGUCAGCAUUUAUGCCCUAUGCAGUGCGAUCAGAGAUGUUCGGUUUACAGUCCUUGCAUCAGCACUUGUCCCCUGGAAACUUGCGAUAAUUUAUUGACGAAUAGUAAAUUGACGAAAAGUUGCAACGAGGAUAGUUGCGUUGAAGGUUGCAAUCCUAAACCUUGUCCUCCGGAUCAUGUUUAUUUAAAUGAGUCUUAUACGGAUUGUGUUCCUAGGAAUAUUUGUAAGCCUUUAUGUUUGGUUGAUGAUAAUACGGAGGCUGUUUAUUAUGAAGGUGAUUUAAUGGAAGAGGAUGAUUGUCAUAGUUGUUAUUGUUCAAGAGGAGAGAAAAUUUGCAAAGGACAACCUUGUACUACUACCGAGGCACCUAUUUUUACUACGCAUCAAUUGGAGCAAAAUGUUCAGUGCCUGGAAGGUUGGACUAGUUGGAUCAAUCAGGACACUGUUAUAGCAGGCAAAAUCAAGCUUAAGCUGACAGACAUUGAACCUUUACCGAAUCCAAUAGUUUUAAAUAAUUUACAAAGUGCCAGCAAGUGUAACAUAAAUCAAAUGACUCGUAUCGAAUGUUUAACUGUUGACGGUAAACAUCCAAAAGAUUUAGGCUUGGAUGUUGAGUGUAGCUUGGAAAAUGGCCUAAUUUGCCGAUCUACAAAUCCUGACAAACCAUGCCCGGACUUCAAAAUCAAAGUUUUCUGCGAAUGCGAAAAACCUACAACACCACUCGCACCAACUGGAGCCCCUCCUUGUGACAUUUCAAGGCCCAACCAAGAACAUCCUACAGAUUGUCACAGUUUCUACCAAUGUACACCAACAAUGAACGGAUUUGAAUUAGUUGAAAAAACUUGCGGUCCUGACAUGCUCUACAAUCCAGAAUCGAUGAUAUGCGACUGGGAAGACAAUGUACUGAAAAUCAAACCGUUUUGCAGUCUGCUAGAGUUUACUGAAGCGCCAACUGAAGGGGUACCAGUAUGUCCACCCGGAAUGGUCAAAGACGAGUGUGCCGUCGAAUGCCAAAAACUGUGCGAUUAUUAUUUGUUUGUUGUGCGAGAACAAGAACUUUGUUCUGAAGGGACGAAAUGCGAAUCAGGAUGUGUCGCUGCUGAGAAGAAACUGGAAUGUCCAAGAGGUCAUAUGUGGUUAAACGAACACACCUGUGUAAAAAAGCACGAUUGCAUGUGCAUAAGCGAAAACGACAAACCAGUAAAACCCGGCCAAGUGGUACGAGAAGGAAUUUGCAAAGAAUGCCAGUGCGUCGACAAUUUCUAUUCCUGCAACGAAGAGAAUUGUAAAGCCGAACUGAAAGAAGUCACCGAGCCUCCAGUAAUAAAAAAAGAAGAUUACGAUUUGGACGCAGCACUUGUCAGCACUACUCCUAGAUAUUUGACGCCCAGUGUUUCACCACCUCCAAUUUGUACUGAGGAUAGAUACAUAAAUCUUAUCCAAGGAGACCAGCCUUUACCCGACAGCGCUUUUAGUGCUAGCAGUACUUUGAGCAUGGCUUUUGCUCCAAGCAAUGCCAAGUUAUCUGGUAAAAUAACAGAAAAAUCUGGAGGUAGUUGGGCACCACAGUAUACCAACCAAGAUCAAUACUUGGAAGUUGACUUUGGACAACAAGAGCCUGUAUAUGGAAUAAUAAUCAAAGGAAGUCCACUGUAUGACGAAUAUGUAACAAGCUACAUGGUUUUAUAUAGUCCCGAUGAUAGCACUCAUUUCUAUUAUGUAUUGAAUGAUGAAUCUCCUCCAAGACCACAAAUAUUCAGAGGAUCGGUGGACACAUCUACUCCAGUCCAGCAAAUCUUCACUACACCAUUUGAAGCCAAGAAAGUCCGCAUCAAACCACAAACAUGGAACAAUGGCAUUUCCUUGCGUGUAGAAAUAAUUGGUUGUAGCGAACAACAACCAACUACUACUCCAUCUUAUGAAUAUUUCACUACAUUAAUACCUAAAGUGGCUUUUUGUGACGACGAAAUGGGUUUGAGAAACGGUUCUAUAGUAGAUCAACAAAUAAGUGUAAGUUCAGAAGCGUCUCCAGAGUUUGGCAAAAAACAGAUAAGGCUUAAUAGCGAUGCUGGGUGGAAACCUCUUAGUGAUUCUACAACGGAAUGGGUUCAGUUUGAUUUGUUGGAAAGUCGAGAUAUAACUGGAAUUGUCACUAAAGGUGGUAAAAACGGCUGGGUGACUCUUUAUACAGUCAAGUAUUCGCAAAAUGGCAAAGAUUGGAACCCUAUUUUGGACGAAAAGACUCAAAACGAAAAAACAUUUUUGGGCAACUUUGACCAGAACUCACCACAAGUCAACAAUUUUAUGUUACCAAUACAUGCAAGGUACAUCAAAAUUGUACCUCAGAAAUGGCACGAUUGCAUACAAUUAAGAGUAGAAAUUCACGGUUGCUUUAAGCCGUACCCUGUACUGGAACCAUCCGAAACCACCCCGGAAGUCAACUACCCUUGCAACACAUGUCCAGGGGUUGAAGUUGGAAGUUUGGAGAUGGAAGCUUGCAGGUGCCUAGCAGAUUUAUGGUUUGAUGGUAUUAAAUGCGUAAACCGCACCCAAUGUUCGUGCAUGGUGGGCCAUAUAGCGUACGAAGUUGGCUCAGUUUACGAACAAGAAGACUGUUCUGAGUGUAUUUGUAAAUUAGGCGGCGUUUCGCACUGUACUCCCAAGCAUUGUGGUCCUUGCAAAGAAGGACUAAGAAGUACUGUAACCAGCACAUGUCAGUGCACUUGCCAGCCGUGUCCAGAAAACACCAUUUUAUGUCCUACAAGUAAUAUUUGCAUUAAUGCUAUGCUUUGGUGUAAUGGCGUUCAAGAUUGUCCCGACGAUGAAGUUGAUUGUAUUACGACCACAGCUCAACCAUCUACAACAACCAAAAAACCAAAUACUUGUCCUAUAGUAGACUGUCAGCCUGGUUAUAAGAAAAUUUUGGCUGUAAAGGAAACAGGACAAAAAGCUUAUCUAUCUCCAUUGCUUAUGGCACAAAGCUCAACCAAAUCAAAAUACAAGUCAACCAUCAAAACUUUAAGUACCAAAGUCAAAUAUCCGAGAAAGUACAAACUUCAAACUCCUAAAGAAGCUGUAGAAGAACUCAUUUGCCCCACUUACAAGUGCGUUAACAACAAACCACCCCCUGAUUUCAUUCACACAGUAGAAGAAUGUCCUCCAAUCACUUGCCAGCCAAAUUUCAUUCCCAUUUUGGAUAAUCAUAACGAUCCUGGAUCGAAAUCUUGUCCAACUUAUUCAUGUUACCCUCAACCAAUGCCAGACGCAAUUUGCAAUGUGACAGGACGCACUUUUAACACUUUCGACGGUACCGAGUUCAAAUACGACAUUUGUAAUCACGUGAUUGGCCGGGAUUUAGAGUUGCAAGAGUGGGAAGUGGCCUUAAAGAAAAAUUGCAGCCAAACUUGUUCCAGAGAUUUGGUGAUUUAUCAUAACGAACACGAAAUUGUCCUGAGAUCUGAUUUGAGUAUUAAAUAUGAUGAUUACGAGUACAGUGUGGAGCAAAUCAAGAAUAUUGGAGCUCAGAAUAAAGGGUUUUCGAUAGCGCAGCUUGGCAGUACUGUGAUGUUUGUUUCAGAUAGAUAUGGUUUUUGGAUUAUCUGGAACAAACUAGCAAACGUAAAGUUUGGCAUAGCUCACAAAUUACUACACAAAGUUGACGGACUUUGUGGCUACUUUGACGAUGAAUCUGAAAACGAUAAGCGAAAACCGGAUGGCAGUAUAGCCAGAAGCUCAGCAGAAUUUGGAGACAGUUGGGCUUUAAGCAAAGAUCAACCAGCAUGGUGUGAAGCAAAAGCCUGUCCAAUAGCCAUCCAAAAUCAGGCCUGGGAAAUGUGCAACAAAGUCAAAGAACAACCUUUAGGCCAAUGCGCCAAAACUCUGGACAUUGAACAAUUCGUUUCCAGGUGUUUGGAUACCACUUGUACUUGCUUGGAAAAGGCCAAAGAUAAUCACGCUGCCCAAGAGGAAUGCAGAUGCAAUGCUUUACAAACUUUUGUAGUAGAUUGUUUGUCUUCGGAUAGCGGUAUCGACUUGUCCGACUGGAGAAUGCAGCAAGAUUGCCCUGCUUUAUGUGAAGCUCCUUUGGUUUAUCACGAUUGUUAUCAGAGAAAGUGCGAGCCGACUUGUGAAUCUAUUGCCGAUCCUUAUAUUUGUCCUAAAGUGCCUAAUAUGUGUUUUCCUGGAUGUUAUUGUCCAGCUGGUCAUGUUAGAAAAGACAACAAUUGCAUUAAGCCUUCUAGCUGUCGAGAUUGUGAGUGUAACAUCUUGCCUCACUUACAAUACGUCACUUACGACGAAAGUAAUUUCACUGUUAGCGGUAACUGCGUCUACGUCAUGUCCAGAGAUGCUUUGGUCAAUGCAAAAGAUGCACACAAGUGGCAGGUAUUAAUCACCAAUCAUCCUUGCAAAAACAAGCCAGAGAAAAUGUGCGUUGGAAAAGUGACUAUUUUGUACCAGGGGCAUAAGUUGCACAUUCUGAUGGACUAUUUCCGUAACAAGCUAAAACUGAUUGUGGACAAUGAACGGAUAGCGGAUUACGAAGAAAUUGAAGAUUGGGCUAGGGUGAGAGAAACUGCCACUAAGCAUAUGAAGUUGUUGCUUACUGAAGAUCAAGUUGAGGUUUCCGUCUACUAUCCGUCCCUUGGAGUAUCCGUCAAAGCACCAUCUCACAAAUACGGAGGCAAGCUUGAAGGUUUAUGCGGCGAUUGCAACAAAAAUCCCAACGACGAUAUCCGUUAUGGCCCCUUUGAUGGAAAUCCAGGAGGACAACCCAAAGAUAUAAACGAUUUUGCUCUGAGUUGGUUAUACGAAAAUUUACCCGGAGGCCAAUCCAGGCAAGGUUGCGAAAAUAAACCCCAAGAAAAAUGCAUGGAGUUGACACCCGAAGAUGAUCCUUGUAUGCAACUGUUGCAAAUUAACAAAUUUGGACAGUGUCUCAACGUGAUGGAUCCUUCAUUGUUUUUGGACUGGUGCAAAAAAGACACUUGCGGAAAUCAUCCCGAACUAUCUUGUACAGCAAUAGAAGCUUUUGCCAGAGAUUGUUCUGCUGCAGGAUUCUGUGUCAAUUGGAGGAACCAACAUUGUCCAGCACCAGCUUGCCCCUCAGAUCAACACUAUGAACCUUGUGCAAACUACAAACAAGAAACUUGUGAAACUAUUAAUUCUAACAAGAAAUCUUCUAGUAGUGUCAGUGAAGGCUGUUUUUGUUCAGAAGGCAAAGUUCUCUUGAAUACGACCUGCGUAGUACCAAAAGACUGCGAAGUGUGCGACCUAGAAGGUCACCAUCCCGGCGACGUAUGGAACAAAGACAAAUGUACCACUUGCAAGUGCGAAGGCACCUCUCUCAAAUGCGAAACCCAAUAUUGUCCCGGCAAGGAAACGAUUUGCGAAAGAGGAUAUAAUGCUAUUAAAGUUCCAAGAUCAGAAGAAGCUUGUUGUGAUAAAUAUGCUUGCGUUCCUGAGCCUACAGCAGGCCCAACAUGUGAAACCCCUCAGAAACUAAUCUGCGCUUCAGAUCAAGUAUUAAAACUAGACACCAAGCCCAAUGGUUGUCAAGCGUUUGUUUGCGAAUGUAAACCAAAAGAUGAAUGUGAAAAGGUGGAUUUGAACAACCAAGGAGCCUUAGAGCCUGGUUAUAUUAAGGAAAUUGACGAUAGAGGUUGUUGUCCAUUAUUAAAAUUAACAUGCAAAAAAGACACCUGCCCUCCUCCUAUUGAUUGUCCACAAUAUAAUACUCUAAACAAAGAAGAAACAAAAUGUUGUCCAGUGUUCACUUGCAAUCCUCCAAAGGAUAAAUGCAUAUUUGAGACUGCUUACGGAGCAGAUGAACUUGGAGGCGAAAAACUAUUAACAAUAUAUGAAAAACAAAAAGUUUUAAAGCCUGGUAACUCCACCUGGCAAGAUGGACCUUGUAGGGAUUGUAAAUGUAUUCUUACUAGCCUUGGUAACUACCAAUCAACGUGCAACAAAAUCGAAUGCCCAAACAUAAAUAACCACGAAGACUAUCCAGAGUAUGUACUCAAACCAAUCCCAGUCCACAAUCAAUGCUGCCCCCAAAUAAAGCGAACAGCUUGCAAAUUCGACAACAAAAUAUACGAAGUAGGACAAGAAUGGCGAAAACAAGGCGACUAUUGUAAAACGUACAAGUGCGUCGAAGAAAACAAAGUCCGAAUGGAAAUUGCAGUGGAAAAUUGCGGAAAUAAGCAAUGCAAUCCUGGCUACGAAUAUGAGGAAGCCAGCGAAGAAUGUUGCGGCAAGUGUGUACAAGUUGCUUGUAUUGUAGACGAUGUUGUGCGUCAAAUAGGAGAAGAAUGGACUUCUAGUGAUUAUUGUACAAAUUAUUUUUGUUUGAAUUUAAAUGGAUCGUUACAAGUUGAAGCAGUUAAAGUGAAUUGCCCCACAAUAAGCUCAGACGAUUUUGUUUAUGAAUCUCAUCCGGUUGUAGGAGAGUGUUGCCAGAUACACAAACCUGUUGCCUGUAAAGUGGGACAAACAAUUUACCAUAUUGGUGCAACGUGGCCUUCAACCAAAUGCAAAAACAUAACUUGCCUUCAAGAAUCGCACGGAUUAGUAAAGCAAGAGUCUGUGGAAACUUGCAAAAAAGAUUGCUCCAAGGGAUGGACAUAUAAAGAAUCAGACACGGCAUGUUGCGGCGAGUGCAUACAAACUUCUUGCAUUGUGAACGAUGAAUUGAAAGCUCCUGCAGACACAUGGAAAUCUGAAGAUGGCUGCGUGACAUAUUCUUGUGAUAAACUUGGUGGUCAGCUUCUUGUAUCUAGCAAUCACGAAUCUUGCCCCUCAAUAGAAGAUUGCCCUAAUGAAAAUAUUUACACUAGAGGGUGUUGUAGGUAUUGUAAUGUCACUGUGGAACAAAUGACAUUAUGUAGUCCGCAACCAAUACAACUAGAAAAAACAAUCAAAAUGAUUCAAGUUACAAGACAUGAAAAUGGAAAAUGCUUUAACAAACAUCCUAUAAGGGAUUUCACUGAGUGUGUUGGAACUUGUCAUUCUUCAACAUUCUUUAACAUAAGAUCUGGAUUGCACGAAUCUGUAUGCUCUUGUUGUCAGGCAAUCAAAUACCAACCGCUAGAUGUAGAGCUGGAAUGCGAAGACGGCUAUAAAUGGACUAAAAAAGUAGCUGUGCCGUCAAAAUGUAAUUGUGUGGCAUGUGGAGAGGGAGCCUCACCAAUGGUGGGCCAAGUAACUAUUAAAACCGGCUGAAAAUUUAAUAUUUUUGUUAUGUAUGGGGGAAUUAAAAUAUUUUUUUGAGUACUUUUUUUUUAAUUUCAAAAUGACGUUAACUAAAAACAAUUUAAACAGAACAAAAUGCAUCUUAACUAUAUAAAGUUUGAGAAAAAAAAGAUUGGGACUUGGUAACAAAGAAGUGCAAUAACGAUCCCUAUUAAUGGAGUACUUUGUUUAAAAACAAUUAUUGGUCCAAAAUAAAUAAAAAUGUUGGCCAAUAGAGACACAUAAAAAAUAAAUAAAUAAAUAAAACAUUUAUUUUUUACAUAACAAGAAAACAAAAACAAGCCUUGUAUAUUUACUAUUAAAAGUACCUAUUGCUUUAUAAAAAUAAUACCUACAUUUUCCCUCCAAGAAAAUACUAUCACAAUGAAUAUGUCAAGACAUAACGCGGCCCCUCUUUUUGCAAAACAUCGUAUAUUUUCUCUAUACAGAUUUACACCUUAUAUAUUAUUACCUUUUCCUACGUACAAAUUCAGUCUUCCAAUAUCGAAACGUUUUCGUCGAUCGUCAACGUGUACAAUUGUUCCACGUAAAGGGUUUUGGCGUAGUUGAUUUGCUGGGCGGUGGUCAGAGCCAAUUCGGCGCUCCUGCAUCUGACCCGUGGUCGUUUGAUCGGGUCGGCGUUGCCCAAAAUGGCGUUACCGCUAGAGUAAUGCAUCACGAUUUCGAUGUAGUAUCGCGAAUCGCCCGCUUCUUUUUCUUUGAUGACGUUACACGUUUCUAA